UUCUUACUCAGAUCCUUUGGCGAGCCAGGCAGUGAGGUGAUCGAUUAAGCGGUGGGGAGGAGUCGUUCUGGCAGAUUGUGAUUGGUGGAGAGUCGAUCACGUGAGGCUGUAGGAAUUUGUUGGCGGAAGUUGUAGUUGCGUGAAUAGUGGCUAAUUGCAGAGGAAUAUGCACAGUUUCUUCAUCAGAUGGAACCUAUACAGUUUGGUAUCUUAUCCUGGAAUAUCAUACAAGAGAUCUUAAGCACAGUUUCUUUAAACAGUGAGCAUUAAAUGAAGAUAGUUUGCACUACUUUUUAAAGACAUGCAGUUCUUUGGUCGACUUAUGAAUACUUUCAACAAUGUCACCAACUUGUUUUCAAACCCUUUCCGGGUGAAGGAAGUAUCCCUGGCAGAGUAUGCAUCUCAGAAACGUGUAAGGUGGGAAGAUAGGAUAGUGCUGUAUGAAAAAAGUUCAGCUCACUCAUGGGACUGUCUUCUCCUUAAUCCCCAGAAUGAAACAGUUGCAUUUCGGCUCUUCCAGGUAGACCAUGAAGUAUAUGCAUUUGAGCACUUCGAGCUGUAUGUAAAGCAGUUGCGCCCUUUCUAUGAGAGUUAUCACGAUCCUUUGGCACUGGAGACUUUGCAGCAACUGACAGACUGUUUUCGCAGCCAUCCUAGGUGGUCGCUGGCUCAUGUAGCAGUAGAGGUUGGACUCCUGGAGAGCUUCCGUCACAAUCACAUCCUGAGCUGCAUCAACAGCAACAGCUGUGACGAUGAAUGCACCCCACUGCAUUUAGCCUGUCAGAAAGGAAACAUGGAGUGCUUGCGGGAGCUGGUGGAGCAGUGCCAUGCCCGUCUAGAUCUCACAGACAAAAAUGGAGAGACGGUCUUCCAUUAUGCUGUCCGAGGGAGCAACCCCAAGAUCCUAGAGCUCAUGGGCAAGAGGUCAACCGCUGCUUUGGACCACCUGAACGACGAAGGACAGAGCCCUUUGCAUCUGGCCUGCCAACUGGGCAAAGAGGAUGCUGUUCUCUCUCUUUUGAAGGUUGACGCAAAGUGCAGCAAUUUGGGAGCGCUGGGCUACCCCAUCCACAUUGCUAUGAAACACUCCCAGAAAAGGUGUGCUGAGGCCCUUCUUGAUAAGGAAGUCAGCCAGAUUCAGUUAGUGGACCCACGCCAUGGAGCAACACCCCUUCACUGGGCCAAAAAUGCUGAGAUGACCAGGCUCCUCAUUGACUAUGGUUGCGAAGUGAACACCCUCAGCGCGACAGGGGAGUCGGCACUGCACAUUGCUGUCCGGCGGGGGCGCUUUGAUUGCACAAUGGUGCUGCUGACACAUGGAGCCAUGGCAAAUACGAAAGGGAAGGAUGGCAGCACCCCACUGCACCUGGCCAUGAAGCAAGACCAUCUAGAAAUGAUCAAGGCCCUUAUUGUGUUUGGAGCAGAUGUGGAUGUCCCCAAUGACUUCGGGGAGACACCAGGGUUGCUGGCAGCCAGGACAAGCAAAGGUGCCAACCGGAAGGUGCUCUUAGACCUGCUGAAAAUUAUAGGGGCUGACCGCUGCCACCCACCUAGCACAGCCACAUCACCGCCAACUACUUCCACUUUCCUGGAAAGACCACCACCCCCACGGAGCGCUAACCAAAACCUAGAGUUCCAGGACAUCAUCCAUGUCUCUGCAGCACUUGGUGCCUUGCUGAAAAAACCAGAUGUGGUGGACUCCACUACUGAGAGGAAAAGAACCCAAGACCGCCUCUUGAGUCUGGACGGCGGGGGUGUCCGGGGCCUGGUGCUCAUCCAGUUUCUCAUCGCUAUAGAAAAAGCUGCAGGGCGUCCCAUCAGGGAGCUUUUUGACUGGGUCACAGGGACUAGCACUGGGGGAAUUCUGGCAGUAUCUGUUGUGCAGGGGAAGCCAAUGGACUACAUGCGCUGCUUGUACUUCCGCAUGAAGGACGAGGUGUUUCGAGGGUCGCGGCCCUAUGAGUCGGAACCCCUUGAGAACUUCCUGAAGAAGGAGUUUGGAGAGCAUACCAAAAUGACAGAUUUCAAGCAACCCAAGCUCAUGUUGACAGCUACUCUGUGCGACCGACAGCCUGCCAAGCUCCACCUGUUCCGGAAUUACAGUCCUCCAGAAGGAAGAGGCAAAUCCCGUUACAAGACAACAGGCUUGUUCCAAGCACUGACCAAGCCAGAAGACCAGCUGGUAUGGCAGGCUGCCCGUUCCAGUGGAGCUGCCCCAACAUAUUUUCGACCUUUUGGACGGUUUCUGGAUGGAGGGCUGUUGGCCAACAACCCCACCUUGGAUGCCAUGACUGAGAUCAAUGAAUACAACAAAUUCUUAAUCCAGAAUGGUGAAGGCCACAAGGUGAAGAAGUUGGGAGUGGUGGUCUCUCUUGGGACAGGGAAAUCUCCACAGGUUCCUGUGAGCUCCGUGGAUGUCUUCCGCCCCUCCAACCCUUGGGAACUGGCCAAGACAGUAUAUGGGGCUAAAGAACUGGGCAAGCUGGUGGUCGACUGUUGCACUGAUCCAGAUGGCCCAUGUGUGGACCGUGCAAGAGCCUGGUGUGAGAUGAUAGAGGCCCAUUAUGUCAGGUUCAAUCCCCCUUUGGAGCUGGAUAUAAUGCUUGAUGAGGUGAGCGAUAUGAUCCUAGUGAACCUGCUCUGGGAAACUCAGAUCUACAUUUUCCAACAUUGGGAAGAAUUUGAGCAGUUGGUGGAGCAGCUUCUAGUUCCAUGAUGCUUUGUAACUCUGUAGUGCCUCCCUACAGAACAGAGCCUGGACUGUCAGCAAGGAGUGGCAGAUUCUGCUGGCCCGUGACUUGGCCCUUCUCUUCAUACCAGGAAACCAACUGGAAGAAUUUGGUGAACUCACAGUUCAUGUACCUGCAGUGGAUGCUCUUCCUCCGUAUGCCUGAUUCAAGUACACCAGCUGCCUUAAUACCUGGAAGGGAUUUCCUAAGUUUCACUUAGCUUAUGAGAUAAUAUGGGAUCUAGGUGAUCAUCACUGGACCAUCUGUGCUCCUUCCGGGCAUAUAAGGCCAGCUGCAUUGUCUGACAUUCUGGACUGAACUACUGCACCUUUCUAUCCAAAAUUAUACAUGAACAGUUAAGACAAAUCUAAUUGUUUGUUGCUAUCUCCCAUGCCCUUUCCUGGUCGUUUAGAGAUUUCCUCUUUCUGGCUCCUCCCAUCUCUGAAGGAAGCCACUCAUUUAAUGUGAAUGGCGCAGAGGAAAGCCAGAAGGAUGGCGAGUUUAUGAGACAUUCUUUCUGAUAGUAUUUGCCCACCAGCAGAGGUGUGGAAGGUAUCGUGCCUUCCCUUAUGGAGACCUUCCUUAAUGAGAAUAAACAGUAUAGGUUUGGUCGAGGACCAAAAAAUCAACCAAGUUAACAAGGAGACCUUUUGUUGACAGAGCCAAUGGUCAGGCUCACAUUUCAGUCUGUUCUCCCAUGGGUUUGUUUCCUUAUUGAGUUGAUUUUCCCACCCCACCCCUAUCAAUGCUGCUGCCUUUUCCUCCUUAAAGGCAAGAAUUUAAAAUGCUGCUGUUAACAAUAUGUUAUUGGCUUGGUUCACACGUCACAGUAAACCAUGGUUUACUUAAACAUGUAGAACACUCCCAGUUUGCUCUUCCCCAGUAGCUAAUAGGAAAAACAAACCACAAUCCCUGGCUUAGCAUUACCUCCAAACCGGAAAUCAUGAUUUGUUCACUCAACAAAUCGCAGUUAGUAAGCUAAAAGCAAAGCUUGGCUUGAGAUCAUUGUUUGUUGGAGUGAAACAAACCACAGCCCCUAAGCCAGGGAUCAUGGGUUGUUGCUCCUGCUGGCUAGAAGAGAAGAGCAAAGUGGGAGCCUCCUGUGCGUUCAUGAUAAACUGAUGUGGUAUCCCAUAAAGUGGAAACACUGCCACUGUUUCUGCAUUGUGACUAAUUGAACUGACUGUGUUGGAACUCUUGAAAAAAGUCCCAAGGAAUGUGAAAUCUAAUUGGUGUUUCUCUCUCCCCUUCCACCCCUUACUUUUAUAAUCCACUCCAUUUGUAUAAAAACAACUCAAAUUGUAGCAAUGUUAUAGACUGUGAUAUCUCCACAAAACUGACUCAGUAUUAAAUAAAAGGAUGGUGUGAUGUGAA
Molecule: messenger RNA, 4103 nt
Organism: Rhineura floridana
Lineage: Eukaryota; Metazoa; Chordata; Lepidosauria; Squamata; Rhineuridae
Gene: PLA2G6
Product: phospholipase A2 group VI
Exons: 18
Coding region: 302-2716 (804 amino acids)
Biological process (GO): positive regulation of ceramide biosynthetic process; cardiolipin acyl-chain remodeling
Cellular component (GO): mitochondrion
Molecular function (GO): protein binding
Source: RefSeq, a predicted model, not a curated record